CGGCGCAUGCGCGCUCCGGUCGGCGGCGGCUGCGGCGGCUCCGUUUUUUUUAAAGGGAAACGCUGAGGAGCCGAGGGUGACUGUGGGGGAGGGGGACCCGGAGCCGCGGAGACCCCCGAGGGAGGCGGCAGACCCCCCUCCCGGAGUAGGAGGGCUCUGGGCGGACCCGUCCCUCCCACCCCCUCCCGAGGAGGAGCAAAGGGGGGGAAAUGGAGGCUCGGGGCGGCUGAGGCGAGCUCCGGGGCGGGGGGCCGGGGCGGGGAAGGGGGGGUGCGGGGUGGGGAGACGAGGCGGGCCCGGCCGGGCCAGGGGGGGCCGAAGCGAGCUCCGGGGAUGAGCUCGGGGGCGGCUGGGUGCGAGCUCCUGCCUCUGCGGCGAAGGCGACCGUGGCGGCAGCAGAGGCGGCGGCGAGGCCACCAUGGGUCGACGGCGGGCCUCAGCCGCGGCCUCCACUUCUCCGCUCGCCGGCGGGAUGGCGCCCGGGCCUCGGAGAAGCCGCGUUAGCGGAGGCCUGCGGCCGCUCUGCUGAGACGAGCCCGCCAAACUCCCCUCCCCCUCCUCCGUCCUCGACCCCCCGCACCUCGCCCCUUCCCCACCCCCUCCUCCGUCUCGGUCCCCCGCGCCGCUCCGGACCACUAUGACCAUGAGAUCCGCAGUGUUCAAGGCGGCCGCGGCCCCUGCCGGCGGCAACCCCGAGCAGCGACUGGACUACGAGCGGGCUGCGGCUCUGGGCGGGCCCGAGGACGAGUCCGGGGCGGCCGAAACCCACUUCCUCCCCCGGCAUCGUAAGCUCAAGGAGCCCGGGCCCCCGCUGGCCUCUACCCAGGGCGGGAGCCCCGCGCCCUCUCCAGCCGGCUGCGGCGGCGGCAAGGGCCGGGGUUUGUUACUCCCGGCCGGGGCGGCCCCCGGGCAGCAGGAAGAGAGCUGGGGCGGUUCGGUGCCCUUGCCCUGUCCGCCCCCGGCUACCAAACAAGCCGGCAUCGGCGGGGAGCCAGUCGCAGCCGGCGCUGGCUGCAGCCCCCGGCCCAAGUAUCAGGCGGUGCUGCCCAUUCAGACGGGCUCUCUCGUGGCGGCGGCCAAAGAGCCUACGCCCUGGGCUGGGGACAAGGGUGGGGCGGCUCCCCCAGCUGCCACCGCCUCGGACCCGGCGGGACCCCCACCACUACCUCUGCCCGGGCCGCCACCCCUCGCGCCCACCGCCACUGCCGGGACCCUGGCGGCCAGUGAGGGCAGAUGGAAGAGUAUAAGGAAGAGCCCUCUCGGGGGUGGCGGCGGCUCGGGAGCCUCCAGUCAGGCCGCCUGCCUCAAACAGAUCCUUCUGCUGCAAUUGGACCUCAUCGAACAGCAGCAGCAGCAGUUGCAAGCCAAGGAAAAGGAGAUCGAGGAGCUGAAGUCGGAGAGAGAUACGCUCCUUGCUCGGAUUGAACGUAUGGAAAGGCGGAUGCAGCUGGUAAAGAGGGAUAACGAGAAGGAAAGGCACAAGCUGUUUCAGGGCUAUGAACCUGAAGAGAGAGAGGAAACGGAGUUGUCUGAGAAAAUUAAACUGGAGCGCCAGCCGGAGCUCUGCGAGACAUCCCAGGCUCUGCCUUCUAAGCCUUUCUCAUGUGGCCGGAGUGGCAAGGGACACAAAAGGAAAACCCCAUUUGGAAAUACAGAAAGAAAGACUCCUGUUAAAAAGCUGGCUCCUGAAUUUUCAAAAUUCAAAACAAAAACUCCUAAGCACUCUCCCAUUAAAGAGGAGCCCUGUGGUUCCAUAUCAGAAACUGUUUGUAAACGUGAAUUGAGGAGCCAAGAAACCCCAGAAAAGCCCCGGUCUUCAGUGGAUACCCCACCAAGACUCUCGACUCCCCAAAAGGGACCCAGCACCCACCCCAAGGAGCAAGCCUUCUCAAGUGAGAUGGAAGAUUUGCCGUACCUUUCCACCACAGAAAUGUAUUUGUGUCGUUGGCACCAGCCUCCCCCAUCACCGUUACCAUUACGGGAAUCCUCUCCAAAGAAGGAGGAGACUGUAGCAAGGUGUCUGAUGCCAUCAAGUGUUGCAGGAGAAACUUCAGUCUUGGCUGUUCCUUCUUGGAGGGACCACUCAGUAGAGCCUCUAAGGGACCCAAAUCCUUCAGACAUUUUGGAGAACCUGGAUGACAGUGUGUUUUCAAAGAGGCAUGCGAAACUGGAGCUAGACGAGAAGAGGAGAAAACGAUGGGAUAUUCAGAGGAUCAGGGAACAAAGAAUUUUACAGCGACUGCAGCUCAGAAUGUAUAAAAAGAAAGGAAUUCAGGAAUCUGAGCCUGAGGUUACCUCAUUUUUCCCUGAGCCCGAUGACGUUGAAAGUUUGAUGAUUACCCCCUUCUUGCCUGUUGUAGCAUUUGGACGGCCAUUACCAAAAUUAACUCCACAGAACUUUGAACUACCCUGGUUGGAUGAGCGAAGCCGUUGCAGAUUGGAGAUCCAGAAGAAGCAAACACCUCACCGGACUUGUAGGAAGUAGCUGCGCUGGCAGUAGCCUGUCUUCAGAUAGUUGUAGCACGCUGUUCCGAGAGAAUAGCAGAGACCUGUAUGUGUGACCUAUGUCCUCAUGUAUGUUAUCAUUCACUGGUAAUGCCUUUCCAUGCUCCCUUUUUAUUAGUUUUGUUUUCUUUACUCUGAUUUCACAAAACAAACAAAAGAAACCUCGUGCAUUGAGCUAAUUGUGAAUUAUGGAGUUAUUGAAACUUCUUUCCCGUUUUGGGGAAAUGAGCUCUUGAGCUCAUCCUAUAGGAUGGUAGAUUUGGGAGUUUCGGGAGCCUCUUCUACUCACUUGCCUCUAAAAGGGGUAAAGGGCUCUUCAUUAGCCAUGCGUCAGAUGGAGCAAGCCUUCCUGUAUGUAGGAGCUAUGCCUGCCCUGACCCCAUGCCUACCUGGUGCGCCUUGUAAAUGGUGUGGGUGUAGUAGGUUUCACACUAAAGGGAUAACAUGAAGAGUUGAAGCAAGACACUCCUCAGAGGAAGAAGCUGGGACAGUGGCAUGUGGGAAGAGACAUGUGGCUGCUUUACUUUCUUAGUUGAUGGGUAACUGAAGUUCUUCCCACCCCCAACAGAGAAAAUGUUUAGAAAAGGGGUUGGGGGUUAAGUUCUGAAGCGAUACAGUUGUCACUUAGGGAUGGCACACCAGAGUCUGUGGAGAUGUCUCUGUGCCAUGUCACUUCUCAAGUAUUCCUUUGUGGGGCUUCAGCCUAUUGGCCAAACUUUUGGUGGUGAGGUAGAAGUUUGGGGCGGGCAGGGGGUUAGGGCAUGGAAGGAUGUGUGUCCUCCGCUGACAGUUGUCUACAUCUUGAAACAAACAGUUGCACCAGAUGAACUUUAUUCGCUUAGUGAAGAUAGAUGGAUACAUGUACCAUCUUGUUUCCAAUCUCCUGCCCUUGUUUUCUUACCGGAAAAAAAAAGAAAAAGAAAAAGAAAAAGGAAAAGGAAAAAAAACCAGGACAGCACUCCCAGGCCACUCUGGUCUCAGUGAGAUUCCUGUUAACUAUCUGGAAGAAAAAUGGAGCGAGGCCUGUGGGCUUCUGUAUAGGAAUUGCCUUUCGCUGGCCUUCAGAACUGUUGUAUAAAAACAAGUAGGGGUCUGAUCUCUAGAAGGGUAGGGCUCUUAUCCUUGAGGAGAACAUGUCCCCGGAUUAUUAGCACUUUUAGAGGAGAAGCCAAGGUAUGUAGGGUGUGUGGUUGGCCCAUCUGCUGAGCAUUCGAGAAUGGCAUUGCCACUGUGGGAAGAGAAGACAAGUUUCUCAGGGCCUCCCACUGCUAAAGCUUUUUUGAGAUGUUAUCUGUGCUCCCUGAGUUUGACUUUGAAAGGAAUUAUUCCAGCAGUACACUUAGUGUUCUUGGAUGAUCUUGCUGCUCUUAAUUCUCCUUUGUGUGUGUUUGUGUGUGGCUCUGGGUUUUCACUUGUAACUCCAUCUGCUUAGGAGCAUGGUUUCUCUGUGACGGAAGCUGCCGUAGACUUCACCGCAGCCAGGAUGUAGAGAGAAAAGAGGACUUCCUCCACUAGUGGCUUUCAUCUCACACCUUAAGGAUGGGGAUAUAUCCAGAAAUGUUGGGCCAGAUUUUUUUUUUAAAUGUGGCCCACUGUUUAGUGCUCCUACUCUGACCUGUAUUGUGUUUCUUUAUAACGUGCUCCUCAAAAAUAAUAACCUCAAUCCGCUGUCUCUUUACUUUGUUUCUUGAUCCCUCUCAGUUUCUUCUUGACAACGAGAUUUGUCAGAUUCCUAAUUUGGGUAUGGGUUAAUAGACUUAACCGCCAGGUUUCUGCCCUAUUCAGAGGAGUCCUCAUAUCCUGUUUUUGCUAGACUGAGAGGAAUCCAUGAGGUGCUAUCUGGCAGGACUGAAGUGGAUUCUAUUGCUUUGGUUCUCCUUUCCCUGAGGACCUAAUAUUUGAUUAUGUCCUCUCCUAGCUGUCUUUUGGUUUGGAGAUGCUGAGGUUGGUUGAGGAGGAGGUUGGAGCAAAGUUCCAGGAGCGAGAGCACAGUGUGUGGAGUGUGUGGGGAAUUAAUUUUAUUUUCCCCUACGUGGGAUACAACACUGUGUGAGAUUCAGCCUUCAACAGAAAGAGAGGCCCUGCAGUUCUCCUAAAACAUAGUUCCUUACUCUUUCUUUAACAAAGUUUAAGCUAGUGUUAAUAAAUUAAAAGAGAAAGUGCUUGUCUCUCCACCUCAGCUUUGUUUUAUGCCUGUUUCAUAUCGUUGUCUGUGCUGUAAUUCAUACUUUUGAUACCAUUUCUGAUGUGUAAAGUCGGCUGUCUUGUAAAUAUCUUAUAAAGAGUUCAAUUGUAAAUAAACUAUUGUGGCCGUUAA
Molecule: messenger RNA, 4822 nt
Organism: Rattus norvegicus (Norway rat)
Lineage: Eukaryota; Metazoa; Chordata; Mammalia; Rodentia; Muridae
Source: RefSeq, a predicted model, not a curated record